Myripristis murdjan (pinecone soldierfish) is the source of this 3632-nucleotide messenger RNA. It is a transcript of the gene slc43a3b, whose product is annotated as solute carrier family 43 member 3b. The coding region runs from base 311 to 1789 and encodes 492 amino acids. Gene Ontology annotation, biological process: transmembrane transport. The transcript is spliced from 13 exons. The record is from RefSeq and is a predicted model, not a curated record. NCBI's taxonomy places the organism in Eukaryota, Metazoa, Chordata, Actinopteri, Holocentriformes, Holocentridae. Gene Ontology annotation, molecular function: transmembrane transporter activity.
GAGUCAUCUCGAUUAUCCAUCCUGUCAGUAUUUCCAGCAGCAGUGUUGGAGGCUGGGCGUUUGGACCUAGAAGCAGGGCUAGAGAGGUCCACCCACGCCGGCUGGUUCCACAGACGCACACAAAACAGGCUACCCCCUCCAUCCGGGUGGUGACCGUCAUCCCGGGAAGACGCAGCGGCGGCUACAACAUUGUGGAGCACAGCGGUUUCCAUUUUUCUCAGGAACUGUGAGUUUGUGUGUGCACGUGUGUGUGUGUGUGUUUGCAGUGUUUUAAAAUUGUCUGCGUGAGUGUGUGCGUGUGUGCGCGACCAUGUCGGACCUCAGGGACAGCAUGACGGUACGUCGCUGCCUCACCUUCGCUACGGGCUUGCUGGAGUGCCUGUGCUUCGCCGGGGCUGUGUUCGGUUGGGCUUCACUUGUUUUUGUCCUCAAGAUGGAGGGCUACUUCAGCUCGCUGUGUGUCAACGCUACAAUCAAUGGGACACAGGUCUUAGACUGCAGUGGACAGGAUGAGCAGUUCUCGCUGGUCUUCACCAUCGCCUCCUUCAUGAAUAAUUUCCUGACAUUGCCCAAUGGUUAUCUGUAUGACCGGUUUGGCACUACAGUAGCUCGGCUGUUUGGAAUAUUUCUCUACACUACAGGAACCUUGUUUGUGGCCCUCACAAGUUCAGCUCUGUCUGUCCUCCUCUUCCCUGCUCUGUCCUUCAUAGCAGUGGGUGGCAUCUUGUUCUUGAUGACCAACAUGCAGGUGGGGAACCUGUUUGGCUCACGUCGCUCUACUGUCAUCACACUUUACAAUGGAGCUUUUGACUCUUCCUCAGCACUCUUCCUCAUCAUUAAGUUGUUAUAUGAGUCCGGUAUCUCUCUGCACGCCUCCUUCCUCUUUAUAUCUGCGUGCUCCACAAUUCACCUGUUCAGGACGUUCUUCCUUCUGCCCAAAACUACCAUCCCCUACCCUCUGCCUGAUGGCUACACAUACGGGAUGACCUGUGGCAAAACGAAGACGUUCAGUCCACGGCAGGUUGCAACUAAAGAUGACACUCACAAGGACGACGCUGUGGAAGGAAUGCCUUUUAACAAGGACAGCCCCCCAAAGCAAGAGAAAAGUUUCCGUGAGUGUUUCCUGUCCUGGUUCUUUAUGUUGCACCUGAUGUGGCUGUCUGUCAUGCAGCUCAGACAUUAUCUGUUCAUCGGCACCCUCAACCCCAUGCUGCAGAGAAUGACGCGGGGAGAGCCCUCACUGGUGAGCCAAUACAUCAAUGCUUUUGCUAUAACCCAGCUGUGUGGGGUGCUCUGCGCUCCCUGGAACGGCGUCAUCAUGGACAGACACAAGGGCAAACCCCGCAGCCCAGGAGUGAGCGAGUGGGAGGCUGACCUGCGGGCUUCAGUGCUCUCUCUGUUUCUGACGGCGCUGCAGUGUGUGCUGUUCUCAGUUUGCGCCGCCACCCCAUUCCUGCCCCUUCAGUACCUCACCUUCAUCCUGCAGGUGCUCAACCGCUCCUUCCUCUACGGCGGCAAUGCAGCCUUCAUCAGUCUGGCUUUCCCACCCUGUCACUUUGGGAAGCUGUAUGGCCUGGUCAUGGCUCUGUCUGCAGUGGUUUCUGUGCUACAGUAUCCUUGCUUCGCCCUGGUCAAAGGAGCCCUGGGAGGAGACCCACUAUAUGUGAACGUAGCUCUGACUGUGCUCAGCAUGCUGGCCUUCAUCCAUCCUGCCUACGUUUACCUGUACUGUCGACGCCUCGCCUCCCAGCGAGCCAAAAGCAAGGAAGCCGACACUUCCUCAGCUUAAAAUCAACAGUCUGUAAAGGGAACCGGUGAUGUGUACUUAAAACUGCUGGUCACAUGUUUAGUUUUUGAGUGAAGUUUAUGUUGAGAAGUGUUGAUAGAUGAGUUUGUAGUCAGGUGAGGUUGCAUUCGGUACACUUGUAGUACACUCGGUAAAUUCUGGAAAUGAAAUUUGAGGUACUUUUUUUCCCUUUAACUGCCAAAUGGAAUGAAAUGGAAAUUUCAACAAUAUAUCAGCUUGUUGCCAGGAUAUAUAUAUUUGUUUUCCAUGUUUUACCAGUACAUAUUAUCAAAGAGAGUUCAGAGAUGGAACAAACCUGUUUACACUCUUGUAAGAGCUUGGUUUCAACUCAAUUUGAGCAGCUUCCUAAAGCAUUUCAGCACUAAGACUGAAUUACAAUCAAACGCAUGGACGCAGUGCUAGUAUGCUUUUGGGAAAUCCACCUUUAGCAAUGACUAGCGUGAGCCUUGGCUAGUGUAUUUCACAACUGAUGCUGAUAUUUAUGUUUAUACUCUGCCUGUAACGUGCCUCAACUUGCUUGUCUUAUUUUCAGCUCUGUAGCUAUGCAAAUAUUAGUGCACUGUGAUGGUGACAUGUCUAAACACUGUGCUGUUCGAAGAAUGAUCAGACAGUGGUUUCAGAGUGCCUCAGUACAAGCCUGUAUUUUCUGCAGAUUGAGCUCCAAAGAGCAUGGUACUCCAUCAGAUAUGAUCGUUUAACCUUCAGCCAAAGAAGACUUGCCCAGUGCGAUCAGUGGAUUGCACUGGGCAAACUGAGAAGUUGGCCACAGUUUUGAGCAAACGCUGUGUUCUCAUAGCCUCAAGUGCAAGCUCAUUCCUACCCAUCAGUGUUGUUGACUGUCAGAGACUGUGCCACUCUUCCAUCUGUUGGUGUCACAGCGAAGCUGUAAGUCACUAAUAACAGCUAUGUGCUGGACAUGAUAUAACUGUCCUGGAUACAAACCAAACAUGCUGUUAGAUUCUAACAGCAUGUUUGGUUUGUAUCCAUAGGAAGCCUCAGGUGUUCAUUGUUCUUAUGUAGCUGAAAAGCAGGCUCUGGUGUCAUGAAAGAAAACAGUAUUUCAAUGAAAUGUACUUAUGCUACGUGCCUGAGUAUAAAGAUAUGUUCUCUCAAUGUUAUUUUACUGAUAGACCUGGGUUUUAUAUUUAAAUGUAUUUUUCCAAAGUGCCAAGUGUCAAAUCUGGUAUAUGUUGUAAAUAUGUUGCAGUGAAUUAUAAAUGUUACAGUGAGCUGUGCCAAAUAAAAUUCACCUUUGAUAUAAACUUGGGUAGUGUAGUGAAAAGAACAAACUCUAAAUUUCUUCAUCUCUGUUUUUGCCUGUGCAGCCUAAAUAAUCUUUUUCAUUUUUCAGCUGUUCUGAGAAAGUCUGAUGUAUCCAAUAAUACAUUUGAAUGCAGCUGCCCAUUAUAUGUUAGUGACUAAGUUUUACAUCCAGUAACUUACAAGGCCACAAUGGAAAUAAGUCUAGCAAUUUUUGAGUUAUCCUAGGCAUUUUUUCUUCACAUGCACACAUGCUUUGUACUCUAAAUUUGACAGUGAAAAAAAGUAAUGGUGUGGUAUAUUCAUGAUAAAAAACAACAAAAUUAUAAUCAUAUUAUAAUUAAAUUAUAAUUGUAUUUGAGUUCUGAUAAGGCUUUAAGAAAAAGUCCUGCCAGAGCAUACUAAGUAGCAAAUAUCAACCAUAUUACACUGAAUUAUUGCACAAAGCAAGAGGAGCAACGUAUUGUAAAUGCCGACACCCAAAACAAAACAUUUCUAAGUGAUAUUAUGAAGGCCUGCCACAGAAUUGAGUUUUGACAUCCCCUGUGGAGCCACAUCACCCCAC